UCAUUUUAGUUUAUCAUAAUUUGAAGUUGGCGCCGUAGAUGGUGGUGACAUCUGUCGGCGGCGAGAGUAAACCUCCUUCUUUAGUCCAGCCAGAGAUAUCUCGGCUCGUGUGAAUGUGAGUAAAGUGAUCAACAUCCAACUAAUCCAGCACAAUGGGUCGUGUACGUACCAAGACAGUGAAGAAGGCUGCUCGUGUCAUCAUUGAGAAAUAUUACACCCGCCUGGGCAGUGAUUUUCACACAAAUAAGCGAAUUUGUGAGGAGAUAGCAAUUAUCCCUUCGAAGCCUCUUCGCAACAAGAUUGCAGGGUUUGUUACCCACUUGAUGAAACGUAUCCAACGUGGACCAGUGCGUGGGAUAUCCAUUAAGUUGCAGGAGGAGGAGCGCGAGCGCCGUGACAACUAUGUGCCCGAGGUUUCUGCUUUAGAACAGGGUAUCAUAGAAGUUGAUGCUGACACAAAGGAGAUGCUUAAAUUGAUGGACUUUGACAAAGUUGCUGGUCUGCAGGUGACACAGCCCAUCCCAUCUUCCUAUGGUGGCAGGCGAUAGAUUUAAAUAAAUGUAUAAAGUAAA
Molecule: messenger RNA, 572 nt
Organism: Cherax quadricarinatus
Lineage: Eukaryota; Metazoa; Arthropoda; Malacostraca; Decapoda; Parastacidae
Gene: RpS17
Product: ribosomal protein S17
Biological process (GO): translation
Cellular component (GO): ribosome
Molecular function (GO): structural constituent of ribosome
Source: RefSeq, a predicted model, not a curated record